CACUUGCAGUGUAACCGUGUAGUAGAAGAAGAGGGAAGGAAAUAAGUCGAGAGGCAUAACUCAUAAGAAGAGAGAGACUGUCUUCAAGAGAUAGAAGAGACCAAACGGGAGACUGAGUUGGUGCAGCGAGUCACGAACCGAGUGACCGAUUUAACAUUUUUUUUUUUACAAAGAGAGAAAAAUAGAAGAGGGUGAGUAAGAGUCGCUUGUUCGGGGUGGUGUGGCAAUACCCAAAUAUGGAGAACAACGAGAUGAAGAUAAAUGGCAAUAGAGCCCUUUCUCGCACUUUACUUCCUGUUUCUCACAUUCCCAUUGUUACCUCUCCUUCUCUAACCCUAACUCUUCUGUCUCUAUUUUUGGCUUUUACCCGAGUCGUCGUAAUUACCAAACACCAUCGAAUCACAUUAAUUUCUUUCUGUUCUCAUCCUCUCGUUGUUCUCUGGCACUGGUUCUCUACUUUCUGGGUUUCUUUUCACGGAGAAUUGGGGAUUGUGUUUGACUGGGAGUGAUCAUGUUAUGAAGCAUGGUGUGAUGCUCACGGGUUGACCAGUGUAGAACCACAAGUGGCCAGUUUUAACAAAUUGUACUCGAUGGAAGGGUUUGAUUGUACUAUUUUUGAUGGUGCUGCGAGGAAGAAGAGGAGUCAAAUUUCUCGUCGACCUUGGCCUGAGUCACAGCCAUAUCCCGAAUUUCAUGAUCGUUCAUCCUUCUCAUCUACCCCUUCUUUGGAUGAUGUGAGCAAGGUUUCCAGUUGGGAGAAUGGUUUUGAUACUAAUCCUAGGAGGAAGGAGCUCAAUCAUAGUCAAUGUUUCUCUCCAGAUUGUGCUGUAGGAGCUGAAGAUGAAAAGUCACAUGUGAACAAUGAAGAGAAUGGAUUACUCACCGCUAUUGUCAGUUGUGAGGAAGGACAAAGUGUUGACAAACAAUCUGGUAAAGGUAUCAUUGCCUCUGGUAAUUGUAAAAACACAAGCAAGGUUAAGGCUGGCUUGGCCCCAUUCACAUCUAGGGAAGAAAUCUACAUUGGAAGGAAAGUUGAAAGUCAGAAUUCAGGGAAAUAUGGUGGGAUUGCAGAAAGAUUAGGAAGUGAGAACAAGGUGAAAAAGGUUGUUAAGCUCAAGGUUGGUGGUGUCACGCAUACAUUUCAUGCCAACUCUGCAUCUAAAGUUUCAGAUGGCGGAAUGCUUUCUGCAAAGAAUUAUCAAUCCUCAGAGGCCUCUAGAUUAGGGCCAGAGAAUCUUCAGGGGGAUUUAUGGCAUGGCCAUUAUGUGCCAGAUAGGAGUAGCUGUUUGCAAGGAAUUCGUCAGAAGGAUUCCUCGCAUGGUGGUUUUAAUUUCAGAAAGUUGUCUUCAAUAGUGAAGAUGUCUGGAAAGAAUACCUCUGGAAAGGUAGGAGAUAAGUUGGAACGAAUUCGUAAAAGCAAGCGAGUUCCUAAGAGGCAUGUGUUUGAUGGAGAAUUCGGCGAGGAAGAUGAUGAUGAUGAGAUCCGUUACCUGGAGAAACUCAAAUUGAGUGUUGAUGCUUCAUAUAAUAAAGAAGAGGAAGGGCCAGGCAAGAAACGGCGGAGAUUCAGUAAGGUUGGUAACCUGGAAAGUGAUUCUUCCAAAUCAGUUGAAGAUUGGAGGAAGAAAUUGGGGCCAGAAAGAGUUUGUGGUGACAUGGAUUUCCGGGAAGAUGAAGAACUAGUCUCUGAUGGUGAGCUUGAAAGUGAUGACAAGCAGAAGAAGGAAUCUGUUGAUACAUCGUCAGAUGGGAAGAGGGCAAUUGCUCUCACAAGACGUCAACGGGCUCUUCGAUCGAACAAAGACAAAGACGGCCCUUCUAACCGUGGAUCAAGCUUAAUCGAGUUUCCGGAUGGAUUACCACCUGCUCCGUCAAGAAAGCAAAAAGAGAAACUUUCAGAAGUGGAAGAGCAACUGAAGAAAACUGAGGCUGCUCAGAGACGUAGAAUGCAGGUUGAGAAGGCUGCUAAGGAAUCUCAGGCUGAAGCUAUUAAAAAAAUACUGGGGCAAGAUUCUGGUCGGAAGAAGCGGGAAGAGAAAAUUAAACAACGGCAAGAAGAAUUGGCACAGGAGAAGGCUGCCAAUGCACUGAAGGUGGCACCAAACACCAUCAGGUGUGUCAAUGGUCCAACUGGGACUGUGGUGACGUUUUCUGAUGAUUUGGGUUUUCCUAGUAUAUUCAACUUCAAAUCCUGCAGCUAUCCUCCUCCGCGUGAACUCUGUGCAGGCCCAUUGUGUGCUAACCCAUACAAAUACCGGCACUCGAAGCUCAAUGUUCCUCUUUGCAGUCUCAAGUGCUACAAGGCUGUUGAGGAGAUGACCAAAACUACCAAUUGAGGUUUGCCAAAAUUUUGCUACUGCAGACAUUCCUGCAUGUCCUUGGUAAUAACAGACCUUCUUAUUAGAGGUUAGAAAGAUCUUGUUCUGAACUUAUUGUAGAAAAGAAUUCACAAAUAUUAUUAUAUGGCAACCAUUAUGAAAGGUUUCGAAUUGAAGGUGAAGCGAGGCACAUUAGAUUACUCUGUGCCAAGCAAUGCAUGUUAAUCUUUCAUUAAACGCAGGAAAUACUUUUGAUGCUACUCUAUUUGGGAUCCAAUCCCAAGUAAUAAGAAGUGUUUUGGUCUUGGAGGC
Messenger RNA from Tripterygium wilfordii, 2630 nucleotides. RefSeq lists its product as uncharacterized. Gene Ontology annotation, biological process: chromatin remodeling. The record is from RefSeq and is a predicted model, not a curated record. The transcript is spliced from 7 exons. Gene Ontology annotation, cellular component: Ino80 complex. Lineage: Eukaryota; Viridiplantae; Streptophyta; Magnoliopsida; Celastrales; Celastraceae. Bases 591 to 2336 code for a protein of 581 amino acids.